UCCCCAACCGAGACAAUAUAAUCAGUUGAACGAUUGAGCAUUCGUGACUCUUUAAAACGCCAGAGCACCGUGAGCUCCUUUUUUUACAAUGUCGGUUUUAUUUGUUGCGUUUAUUUUUGGAGCAUUUUCGAAAAUUGGAAUUGUGAGCGGUCUUCGAGUGUACAUCGAGGACAUUUCAUUGGAAGAUGUCGACUCCGAAUAUUUCGACGUCGACAAUACCGACGGUUACGUUAUCGAUAAUACAAUCAGUACAAAUCUUACUGUGAUUAAACAAUUGCCAGACGAUACUGAGGCUCAUUUCAAAAUAUCUGGAUUGUCAAUGGGCAAGUACACGUUGCCUACCGGCGUGGACGUCAGGAUGCCAAUUUGUGAAGUUCAAGAUGAGCCGAUCAUACUGGGUCCAUUUUUUUCUGUACUGGGUUUUUCGGAGGAACAUUGUCCACCGGAGCCGGGCAAUUACCAUAAAGAGGGCUACACUUUACCAAUGGAAAAUUUGCCGGACGAUUUUCCCAACAACAAAUAUCAGGCGCUCUUUGAAAUCACUGCUGGCGAUGAGAGCAUUCUCUCAGCUGAAGUCUAUUGUGACGUACAAACGUAACCUGCUGACUCUCAAUCAAUGAUUAAAUAUUAAAGAAAACGUAAUGCAAAGCGUAACUUGAAACGAACAAUAAAAACCUCCUUUCCUGACGGACUUGAUUUCGGCAACGAUACAAAUGGCACUCGCUUAUUCCUUAUUAAGCUUAUUAUCGAAUAAAAUCUCAUUGUGGUAAACGGCACAGAAAA
Molecule: messenger RNA, 783 nt
Organism: Venturia canescens
Lineage: Eukaryota; Metazoa; Arthropoda; Insecta; Hymenoptera; Ichneumonidae
Exons: 4
Coding region: 89-598 (169 amino acids)
Source: RefSeq, a predicted model, not a curated record